AUGGGUUCCAUACGAGAUAACCUGUAUCAUCUGUUUUCUCAUGCACCCGCAUACCUUCUAUGUAAGUUUAAGUGUGUAUCCUCAAAAAUAGAUUUCAAUGAAGCCCCUAAUUUUUGCGGUGAACAAGCCCGCAACAUGCUUCAACGUGGCGACAUGCACAUUUUCGUUUUUCCUGACAUUCCAGCGCCUAUGGGGACGGACCUCUAUCAUUUAUUCGAAAAUGGUCCUUCUCCAGGUUUACCAAUUCAAUUUAUGGACUUGUUUAACCGCCAUUGGAGAAUCCUCGCUUCGUGGAACGGGUUGGUAGUCGUUGAAUUUGAGAUUGUUGACGUGAAGACACCAACACCGUGCUUAUGCAACCCCGUCACCGGUUCGUGGGCUCUCCUAAGAUCUCCCCUGGAAGAGUACAACAUUCCUGAUGAACUUAAAAUGCAUAUCAUAAUCGUUCCAACUGACACACAUGGAAGCGAUUACAAAUUGAUAUGCAUUGCCGGUGUUCAAGAUCGAUGGAGUCCACCAUAUGUGAUGAAAGAAUAUAACCCUGUUGUAAAUAACUGGCAAGUUCUAGAAAAUAAAAUUGAGUUCGGGGCCAGGCAGAUGGAUCUGGACCAUGUGGCUGUUGUCAAUGAUAAUUUGUACAUGAUGUCUGAUCAUUUCGAUUACGGUGAGGGGGAGGUUUGGCCGCUAUCUUCACUGCCGUACAUUGUGCAUUACUCCCUCAUCGAAAAAAAUUGUAACUUUCUACCUCUCCCUGAUGAGGCUGUUCAUGAUCCUUUUCGUGGUGCAUACGGGGUCUUCACAUGGGGUAGCCGAUGGACGUCAACAGAAUCUCUGUGUCUAGUUCGAUAUGGUGCACAGGUCUCCUGGGUGCUGAUAGAUCGCAUAAACAUAGGAGAGUUGGGGAUAAACUUUGAACUCGAAGAUGAAUAUGAUGACAAUCUUUUUUCAAGAAAGCCAGAGGAAGUGGAACUCAUCAGAGGUUUCGGUAUUGUUAAUGUGACUGUUUGA
Messenger RNA from Lotus japonicus, 1008 nucleotides. RefSeq lists its product as uncharacterized. The transcript has a single exon. Bases 1 to 1008 code for a protein of 335 amino acids. NCBI's taxonomy places the organism in Eukaryota, Viridiplantae, Streptophyta, Magnoliopsida, Fabales, Fabaceae. The record is from RefSeq and is a predicted model, not a curated record.